This is a messenger RNA of Aspergillus novofumigatus IBT 16806, 834 nucleotides long. RefSeq lists its product as uncharacterized. The record is from RefSeq and is a predicted model, not a curated record. The coding region runs from base 1 to 834 and encodes 277 amino acids. NCBI's taxonomy places the organism in Eukaryota, Fungi, Ascomycota, Eurotiomycetes, Eurotiales, Aspergillaceae. The transcript has 2 exons.
AUGCCCUAUGGCCAGGCCACUCCAGGAAGACAGGGUGAUGACUUGGAUGAAUACUAUGAGGCGCUACCGUCUCAAUGGUCCUGUGUUGAAACGUCUCCAUAUUUAGCAAUGAACCAUCCGAACUCUACCACAGCAGCUGCAUAUCCGUCCGCCGCUAUCUUAACACCAAUCAGUCUCCCAGACAGCUCCUUUAUCCAUGCAAGACCGAGCCCGGUUGUCAGUCAUCGUUCGCAAGAAUAUCAGUACAACAUAUCUGAAACGGUCCCGCAGCAUGGGCUUGGGAUCACGGCACCGUUUCCAAGUAAUUUCCCCCGAACAGUAACGGCGGGUCUGGGACACGCUAUAGAUCAAUACGACUUUGGCCAUGCCGAAGCUACACUAUCCCCACAUCAACCUCCAGCGAAACGAGUUCGAAGAGGCAGCCUGAAAGCCGCAAGUUCGAGUCGUGAAACCCCAGUCUCAAUACUGCCUCAUCCUGAGGGACUCCAGCGACUAGAGCAGGAACGGCGACAAGGCCAUAUUGAUCUUCAUCCCCACCACAGGUCUCGCGCUCCCGGCCGGGGCCGGCGCGACCCGCAAGCGGAAGAAGAAGAUGCUUUUGUCGAGGGACUGCGAGAACAGAACCUGGCAUGGAAGGUCAUCCGGGAGAUGUUUCGCGAAAAGUUCAACAAAGAUGCAUCGGAAGCACGCCUACAAAUGCGGAUGCUGCGCCGGCGCAAAGAACGGCUAGCGCGGUGGGACGAGCAUGAUGUGAGUAUGUGUGUCAUGUCUCUCUCGCCUCUGAUUUGUCGUAAUUUGUUAAUAACCGACUGCUCCAGAUCCCACUUCUCAUAA